Messenger RNA from Sebastes umbrosus (honeycomb rockfish), 3153 nucleotides. It is a transcript of the gene pms2, whose product is annotated as PMS1 homolog 2, mismatch repair system component. Bases 317 to 2830 code for a protein of 837 amino acids. The transcript has 15 exons. Gene Ontology annotation, cellular component: MutLalpha complex. The record is from RefSeq and is a predicted model, not a curated record. Gene Ontology annotation, molecular function: ATP binding; ATP-dependent DNA damage sensor activity; mismatched DNA binding. Gene Ontology annotation, biological process: mismatch repair. NCBI's taxonomy places the organism in Eukaryota, Metazoa, Chordata, Actinopteri, Perciformes, Sebastidae.
UGUUAUGUUGCUGUUUUGCAACAUUUAUAUUAGUUUUAAUAGUCAAACCUGCGCAGUUUGGCGCACAGGUGAAGCUCUCGAACAGUCUGCGCAGUGCGCGGUACAACUUCACUUCUGUGUGUUUACAACAUGAUGUGAACGAAGAGGUUGCACUACAAUGUUUAGCACUAACAGUUAGUGAAACCACUGGUGCAAACUAGCUACAUUUGCACGGAUAAGUGACAUGUUAGUUGGUGUCUCUUCCUUUCCCUGUUUCAGAUUAAAUCACAUUUCAUAUUUUGAAUGAAUUCCUCCUGAAGCCUUUCAGUCCUUGAAGAUGUCUGAUGCUUGCUCUGAACCUGCAGGAGCCAUCAAGGCCAUUGACAAGCACUCAGUGCAUCAGAUCUGCUCAGGACAGGUGGUGCUGACUUUGGCCACUGCUGUCAAAGAGCUGGUGGAAAACAGCAUUGAUGCAGGGGCCACCAAUGUUGACGUCAGGCUGAAGGAGUGUGGAGCUGAACUAGUGGAAGUGUCAGACAAUGGCAAAGGAGUAGAAGAGGCCAACUUUGAAGGACUGACGUUGAAGCAUCACACGUCAAAGCUGAGGGAUUUCUCUGAUCUCAUCCGCGUGGAAACAUUUGGCUUCAGAGGUGAAGCCCUCAGCUCUUUAUGUGCUCUGAGUGUCCUGAGUGUGGUGACGUGCCACGAGUCCAGCCAGGUGGGGACCAAACUGGUGUUUGAUCACAAAAGCCACCUAGUGCAGCGGUCCCCACAUCCCCGGCAGCAAGGUACCACGGUCAGCCUGCAGCAGCUCUUCUACACCCUGCCUGUUCGACACAAGGAGUUCCAACGCAAUAUUAAGAAGGAAUACGCCAAAAUGAUACACAUCCUGCAGUCCUACUGUAUCAUCUCUACAGGAGUGCGUAUCACCUGCUCCAACCAGAAUGGGCAGGGAAAGCGCAGCACAGUCCUCAGCACCAGCGGCAGCCAGAGCAUGAGAGACAACAUAGGGGCCAUAUUUGGACCAAAACAGCUACAGAGUCUUCUGCCUUUUCAGCAAGCAUCACCUGCAGAAAAUGUUAUUGAAGAGUACGGACUCAAAGAUGCAGACCUACCCAAACAGCUUUUUUCCAUGACAGGGUUUGUGUCACGAGGAGACCAUGGUGUUGGGAGAAGUGCCACAGACAGGCAGUUCUUUUUCAUCAACAACCGGCCAUGUGAUCCCCUUAAGGUGACCAAACUUGUGAAUGAAGUGUAUCAUAUGUACAACAGACAUCAAUAUCCAUUUGUCGCCUUGAACAUAGCUGUUGCCUCUGAGUGUGUGGACGUGAACGUAACCCCGGACAAACGACAGAUUUUCCUUCAAGAGGAGAAACUCUUGUUGGCGAUUCUAAAGUCCUCUCUCAUCAACAUGUACGAGGCCGGAGUCAAUAAGAUCAGCCUGAACUACACACCCAUGCCCACCUCCAAUACAACGUCUGCAUCUGAAAUCUGUCAGGUUGUCCCGUCUAAUGAGCCAGAACCUGGAGAGGACAUGGAACCAAUGAUUCGUAACCCAAAGUCGUCCCUAAACCUGGCCGGCCUAAAAGCUGCUUUUUCAAGUCACCACAGCUCCAAUUCUGGGAACAAGUCAAACGCGGCAAAAGCUGCUAACAGUGGCCCAACACAGAAAACAAUGCAGUCUUUUUUUAAGGACACUGUCAAGUCUCCUCCCUUCAGCCCAGAUGUGACAUCUCCUUUGAAACCCAAAGCUAAAUGCUCCCCAGUUAAAAAUUCUGUGCUAGAUGGGUUCAGGUACGGAAGGAUGUCAUGCAGUGAUGCAGACUCUGAAAAAGACAGCGCCGUGUCCAGCUGUGACGUCACUGUUCCAACGCCAGAUGUUCAGUGUUCUGACCUGGAGUUCAGUUCUCCUGAACUGGCCACUGACAGUGUUAAAAACGAAGAAGACUAUAGUCACACUGUUCCUGAACACCCAGAGGUACAGACUGAGCCACUGUGUACUGUGAGCCCAGAUGCCAAGAGGGCCAGGACAGAAAACAAAUCCAACACUUUUUCGAAACCGUCCUCAACGGUGGAUGCUCCAGUCUGCCUACAGAAGAAGACGGUGCCCCUCCAGUUCUCUUUCCAAGAGCUGGCGGGGAAGGUAAAGAGGUUACAGGACGUACAGAAACAGAGGGCCGGCGACGAUCUGUGCUAUCGACGCUUCAGAGCCAAGAUCAACCCCGGAGAAAACCAAAGUGCAGAAGACGAGCUCAAGAAAGAGAUCAGUAAAGACAUGUUCAAAGAGAUGGAGAUCAUCGGCCAGUUUAACCUGGGCUUCAUCAUCACCAAACUCAACUCAGACAUCUUCAUGAUCGACCAGCACGCCACGGAUGAGAAAUACAACUUUGAGAUGCUGCAGCAGCAUACUGUGCUCCAAGGACAGAAACUCAUAGCCCCUCAGAAGCUUCACCUCACUGCUGUCAGUGAAAAUAUUCUCAUGGAGAACAUUGAGAUUUUCAGAAAGAACGGCUUUGAAUUUCUUGUCGACGAGGACGCUCAGGCGAUGGAGAGGGUUAAGCUGGUAUCUCUGCCCACCAGUAAAAACUGGACGUUUGGCCCAGCCGACAUUGAAGAGCUGAUCUUCAUGUUGAGUGACAGUCCGGGGGUCAUGUGUCGACCGUCUCGCGUCAGGCAGAUGUUCGCCUCCCGAUCUUGUCGAAAAUCUGUGAUGAUCGGCACUGCCCUGAGUGUGAGUGAGAUGAAGAAGCUCCUGGUUCACAUGGGGGAGAUCGAGCAUCCGUGGAACUGUCCUCAUGGCAGGCCCACCAUGAGACACCUCGCCAACCUGGACAUCAUCUCACAAGACUGAGAAUCUCACUUUACACCGGCUUAAUUAAUAUAACUGGAAUGUGCUUUCUUUCCAGUUUAUUUCUGUUAAACACUGAGUCCAAACCACAGAUAACUGUAUUUUUCAAAUGCUUGGUGUUGACUGUUUAGUAUGUUUUUAAUGUCUGUUAUGUUCUGAUUGUAUUUGUAAUUUGCAUCACAAAGUCAUAUUUUUUUAGAUUUUAACACCCAAUUAGCAGGGUAAAUAAAGAAAAUAUCACACUUUCUUUUAUCUGUAUUGUUAAAUCAAUAUUUUUUAUAUUUUAACACCCAUAAUGGGGUAAAUAAACAAGAUAUCACACUUUC